Messenger RNA from Nicotiana tabacum (common tobacco), 498 nucleotides. NCBI's taxonomy places the organism in Eukaryota, Viridiplantae, Streptophyta, Magnoliopsida, Solanales, Solanaceae. The record is from RefSeq and is a predicted model, not a curated record.
AUGGUUCAGUGGCAACCCUUCAUGGCAAAGAUUGUGGCUAAAAUGUCUUCAUGGUCUGCAAAGAAGCUAUCAUAUGCUGGGAGAAUUCAAUUGAUUCAAACAGUGUUAUUUGGUAUCCAAUCUUAUUGGGCUCAACUCUCCCCUCUACCAGCUAAGGACAGACUUCUAACAAUGGAUAUAUUGCUGAGAUGGGGCCUUAAUGUACAAGCUGUAUGUGCAAUGUGUCAAGCUCAUAAUGAAUCAAGAAACCAUUUAUUUGCUGAAUGUAGAUAUGCUAACGCAAUUUGGAACAAAGUCAGCAAGUGGGCGCAACAACAACUCUAUGGUGGCAACAACUGGGAACUACAAUUCCAAGAGAUUAUUAUAAGUAUACAAGGGAAGACAACAAAGGCCAAACUCACUAACAUGAUAUAUGCUGAAGUUAUAUAUGCCAUAUGGAAUGAGAGGAAGUAUUUGAAGGGGUGGCCAAAGAUUGUAAAGGAGUGGCACAAGAGAUAG